This is a messenger RNA of Ochlerotatus camptorhynchus, 3722 nucleotides long. RefSeq lists its product as uncharacterized. NCBI's taxonomy places the organism in Eukaryota, Metazoa, Arthropoda, Insecta, Diptera, Culicidae. Gene Ontology annotation, molecular function: nucleic acid binding. Bases 812 to 2014 code for a protein of 400 amino acids. The transcript has a single exon. The record is from RefSeq and is a predicted model, not a curated record.
UUCUUUGGUAUUUUACCUCUUAUGUCAUGCUGGUCAAUACCAAAUUUUGGUAUCAGAUCAGAAUUAGGUAUUCAUUAGUUAUUUUCUCCUGCUCGGGAUGUCUAUGGAAACAGAAUCAAAUGCGCCGUUAAUAUCCAAAACGACUGAAGUCAAUUGCUCCUUGGCCGGCACCGGUGAUGUAGUGGUUUAGAGCGAGGUUACUAGAAAACAAUGCUUGGACAUGCUUAGAGUAGGUGUGGACGUCGAUUAAACUGGGCGAUCGUACCUUGUUUUUCUGUGCGGUUUACUUUCCUCCCGACCGUAUACGGGAGCGUGACCUCAUCGAAACCCAUUGCUAACAAGGUUGCAAAGACUCAUUUCAGCUAAAACAAUGUUUUUCUAAACUAUGAAAUAAUUAGAUGCCAUGAUCAAAUUUUGAAUUGGUAGGAUACAAGAAGAGGUUGCAAAGAAUGUGUUUGACAUAUUAAACCUGUUUAUUUCACUUCUUGAGAGUCACAAUCAGCGAUUUUUCACAAACUCACUCACUCACUCACUCACUCACUCAGCGAUCAGCAAAUCGCUGAUUGUGACUCAUAGAAAGCAAAAUUUACAGGUUUUAUGUUUCCAACGCAUACUUUGUAACCUCUUCUUGUAAGUUACAAGUAAAACAUACCAUCAUACCAUCUUUUGGUUUUAUUAUUCCGAAAAACAUUAUUUUAGCUGAAAUGAGUCUUUGCAACCUUGAUUGCCAAUCGGUUUUCUCUGUUCUGGAUACCGCCAAAGCAACCGAUGAAGUUAUUGUGUUUGAUGACUUCAAUCUCCCGGGGAUUUCAUGAAAAAAAAACUCGCAACGGCAAAUCGUGUCGCGGAGGUGCAGCGACUCACUGAAGGAGGCACUUGGAAUCACGUCGCCGGUCUGGAGAACCCGGCCGAUCUCAUCUCGAGGGGUGUCGAUCCCUGCGAGCUCGUCAACAACGCACUAUGGUGGAAGGGUCCACCGUGGUUAACGUCCGAUCCAGCGGAGUGGCCAAGUAUGUUUCCAGUCCAAGCCGCCUGUGAAUUUCCUCCCGAAGUUCUCGAGGUGAAGCUUCGUACGCUUGCAGCCGUCACUCGAUCCACCGAAGCUCCCGACCGCACACUGUUCACCCGCUACUCGUCACUAACGAGACUCAUCCGAAUCGCUGCAUAUUGCCGCAGAUUUGUGCGGUACUGUCGGGUCAAGCUCGCUGGAUUCCACCUACAAGCUAUUCCGUACCUUACCUCAGCAGAACUCCUUCAAGCACAAGAAGGCCUUGUAAAAGUUGUGCAAAAUGAGUGCUUCAGCCAAGAAAUCGCUAUGCUUCAGGCCAGAUGCGAAGCGGAUCUCAAGAAAUCCCCAUUACGUACCUUGAAUCCCUUCAUCCACGAUGAUGUACUUCUGGUCGGUGGCCGGCUGAACCACUCUUCAUACUCGUUCACGCGCAAGCAUCCAAUGCUUUUGCCUGCAGCGCAUCCGUUCACUUCACUGCUCGUUGAUUCGGUGCACAAGCAGCUUCUCCACGCUGGACCGCGUGCGAUGAUCGCACACAUCCGUGAACAAUAUUGGCCAUUAAACCUCCGUAACCUGGCACGGAGACACGUCAAAUCCUGCUUGCGUUGUUACCGCACACGACCACAAGCAGAACACCAGCUGAUGGGCCAACUUCCGAAAGUUCGCAUCACUCCGACCCGUGCGUUCCUCAACACGGGCGUUGACUUCUGUGGUCCCGUUUGGCUGAAGGUACCAGUACGUCGAACGAAACCAGCUCCACCGAUCCGAGCAUACGUCGCUGUAUUCGUAUGUAUGGCUACGAAGGCCGUACACCUCGAAUUGGUUGGCGAUCUCAGCUCCGAAGCCUUCAUCGCAACGUUGAAACGGUUCGUUGCACGGCGAGGCAAGCCAAUCGCCCUGUUCUGUGACAAUGCCACCAACUUCAAGGGCGCAGACAGGGAACUACGAGACCACUGCAAGAACAAGCAGAAACCUAAACCUAUUGUACCCACACGCCGCACAUAAUUGUACUUCGCUCUACACUCCACACAGCAGGAAAAAACAAACAGCUACAUCACGUAGGAAUAUCCUCAUGACUCGAUCACUCUCGAUCGAGUCGGUAGGUAUAAAAGUACCGGCACCAAACUUUACCUAUAAUCAGUACAAAUCGAACCAUUAUACGAAUAACACCCGUUCAAUAUACAAUUAAUUUCUAACGCCGCGAGUUCAUCUCUUUUUCUCCUGACCGAAGCCAACCACAAGCCAAUCAAUCAGUCUUUUUCAAGACUACAAGAGUUUAACUUUCUGUGGCUAAAAUCCCCUGAACCAGUGACCAUUUCCGGAUAGUUCGCUCAGCCGUUGCCAGGCGUUGGAGCUCAUCGAAGAGGAUCCCAGUGCGUGGACAACUAUCUUCGUCGCACUCCAAGCAGCGCAUGACAAAUUCCGUAUGAAGGCAGUCCUCUUUCAUUUACGUCGUGAAAAAAAAACUAGCUCAGUACGUUCUCUCUCUCUUAGAUCGGUCGGUUACUCGGAGAGGAUUAAAAGCUGCUCGUUUUAGUCAGCCGUUCCGUAUUGUUUGACAAAAAAUGAUGAUCGUUGGAAGCAACACAAAAAACUUAAAAUGGGUGCAAAACGGAUUCGAACCACCAACGUUGAGAUUAACAGGCUUGUGUCUUUACCACUGGUCUAUCAACGCUUAGGAGAAUGGAUAGGCUAAAGGAAAACAAGAAGCGCUCAUAGUGUGGUUACUAGUCUGCUCACAUGCACGUUCGACGAUAUUUGCUUUUUUUUGUCCAUGCAUGAUACAGAAAAGAGAAGUGAAGGUAAAAGAUGCGAUAGGAUUUGUUCAAAGGGAUUACUGUCGGCUUCUCUUCGUCAAUGACGAAGAAUGUAUGGAAAUGAUGGUUUUUGUACAGCGACAAUUUACUUUUGGUUUUCGUCAAACGUCACUGACCAAACUGACCGUUACCAACUCUGGUACCGGUACAUACCGCUGCUGCCAUUGAUGGUAAAUCGGAAUGGCCGACACAGUGACUCCUGUCCUACUGUGCGGCCGGAUCUCUCGCCAGAUUGGCGAAGCGAGCGGAUGACGGGCCAGCGGGCGUUGCUGGACGGUGGGAUGGCAGGCGUCGUCCUUCGUUGGCACGAUCGGUCGACCGUGGCAAGGCCACCUUGGUCAAGCCGAUAAGGGAAAACUCCAUUGCGAUUAUGGCCUACAUUUGGCCAGAUAAUAGUAUUUGGGCCUUGAUAAUUGGGCUCGGAAACUGUUUCCAAUUUCACGAGCCGGCCGUGUGUUGACGGAUGACCUUUUUAAGGUCCAACAUAAAAGAAGUCCUAUCGGACGAAUACGUAAUUAAUUUACGGUUUUUGGUGCAGGGUAUUUAGUUACCUGAACGUUAAAUUUCCCUAGCGCAUACUAACUGCUGCUAGGGGGGGGGCGAGUCCUGGUUCACGUUCAAAAACAGCAACCACUGCACUUAGCUAAUUAAAAUGCGUCUUAGCACACGGACGCCUGAUAUUAAAAGAGGCCGAUUUUGGGCAAUGUCUGUUCUUUUCUCCCAAUUUUCCUUCAUCCCGUCAUCCUUGUUUUGUAUAGUUGUUUGUUGCUCUAUGGUGGACAUAACGUAACUCUUGAUCGCUUGUAGUACUUAUGAAUAUUUAAGGUGUACAAAAAGGCGAACUACACGCAGAAAAAAAUAUUUUAAGCGUAAUAAUAUUUGACGUAAAUGCAAUA